GCGCACGCUCAGUGUGGCCCACGUGGAACCGGCGCAGGGACGACCGUGAGUGGGGUUCUGCGCUGGGGUCUGAGAUCCGGAGGGGCCGCUGGUGGGGAUCGAGCCUGGGACUCAGCCGGGUGCGCGCAAGGUCUCCCAGGCUCCCCGUCCCUGGGGCCGCCCCCGCCCGUACCGGCGUGUUUUCCUGCGUCCCGGCCUUGGCUCACGCUCCGCUCUCUGCCUGGAAUUGAGCGUCUGUUGGGUACGAGAAAUAGGUAAAGCCCCACCCUGGCCCUUCUGUACUCCGCGGUCUAGAAGUGGAGGCGGACCAGAAAAUGACUCCAGUCGCGUGUGUUAAGUAGAUUCUGAAGACAGGAGGAGCUAAUGCCCAGAGCAGCACGUAACUGGUCUUCAGAAUGGCCGCAGCCCCCCAGGCACCAGGGAGGGGCUCUGUGCGGAAGACGAGACCUUUACCUGUGAAGACGUCAUUGAACAACCCGUACACCAUCCGCUGGGGUGCCCUGGACGGGGAGGAUAUGCACUUCAUACUACAGACCCUGGAGGACAGGAUUAAAUCUCUGGGGCUUCAGAAGACUGAGGACAGGAAGAGAAAGAAAAAGCAGCCCGCUUUGAAAACACAAAGCGGAGACACGUGCAGCCUGGAUGUGGACACCGGUGAGGAUCUGAAGGAGGAAAAGCCAGAAGGUGGGCCCCAGGCAUCAGGGUGGACCCCUGCCGACGUCAGAAAGCAGCUUGCCAUCGGCAUCAAUGAGGUCACCAGAGCCUUGGAGAGGAACGAGCUGCUCUUGGUCCUGGCGUGCAAGUCGGCCAAGCCAGCCAUCGUCACCGCGCACCUGGUGCCGCUGAGCGCCAGCAGAGGUGUCCCUGCCUGCCAGGUGCCCCGGCUCAGCGAGAGGCUCGCACCCGCCAUGGGCUUGACGUGCGUCCUGGCCUUGGGGUUCAAAAGAAACACCGCUGCCUUUGCAGAGGAAGUGAGGGCCAUCAUCCCCAGAGUCCCCCGUCUGGACGUGCCGUGGCUCCGAGGCACACUUGAAGACCCCAGGGAGAACCCGGAGAUGGAAUCUUUGGAAAGCCAAGACAAAGAGAUUUUGGACACUUCCUUCGAAGACCUCUCUAAACCCAAGAGAAAGCUUGCUGAGGGUCAGCAGGCUGCAGUGUUACAACCCCUGAAAAUAAAGAAACUGAUUCCAAACCCCAAUAAGAUAAGGAAACCACCCAAAAGUAAAAAAACGGCUUCAAAGUAAUCUUGUAUAAACCUGUCACUUCAUACAGUUGUAAAACGACACCUUGUAGAGAAGCCUUGAAAUGAAUAAAAUGACUUUUACAUAUA
Molecule: messenger RNA, 1330 nt
Organism: Balaenoptera acutorostrata (minke whale)
Lineage: Eukaryota; Metazoa; Chordata; Mammalia; Artiodactyla; Balaenopteridae
Gene: RPP38
Product: ribonuclease P/MRP subunit p38
Exons: 3
Coding region: 396-1244 (282 amino acids)
Biological process (GO): tRNA 5'-leader removal
Cellular component (GO): ribonuclease MRP complex; nucleolar ribonuclease P complex; fibrillar center
Molecular function (GO): ribonuclease P RNA binding; ribonuclease P activity
Source: RefSeq, a predicted model, not a curated record